AUGAAUAAGAUGAACGAUAAACAUCGAUAUCAUUCAUAUUAUGGAAGUAAAAAUUGUCAUGAUAGACGAUAUGAUGAUAAUGAUGAUUAUAAUCGACGAUAUAGACAUCAGUAUCAAUAUUCAUCAUCUCAUCGUGAUGAUCGAUCAUAUAAUAAAAAUCAAAUGAAUUUUUCAAAUCAACAAUAUCAAUAUCAACCAUCAAAUUCAAAUACUUAUUCAUAUUAUUCUGAUUCAGUACCAAUGCCAUUGAUGAGUACAAAAACAAUGAAUCCAUCAACAUUAGUUACUGCUAUACCACAUGAACGUGAAUCAUGGAUACGUUCAGUAAAAAAAACAAAAACAAAUGAAAGUACUGAACAAAAAACACAAUAUUUAGAAACAAUGCUUCGUAUGCCACAACAACAAAAAUCUUCAAUAAAUUCAUCAACAUUCGAUCGAAUGCGUUUUGCUAAUGAUCAGAUAUCAACGAUAAUAAAUACGACAGAAAAUAGUAAUAAUCAUUUUAAUGGAAGUUCAUUUCAUUUAAUUGCUGAUACUAAUAAUUAUGAUGAUAUUAGUGCAAUAGAACGAAUUUUAUUUGAUAAUUCUCUAACAACAACAACAUCAAAUGAUAAAUGUUCGAAUCUACAAUUACUGCCAACACCUCCACCAUCGAUCGUCGAUUGUGAACCAAUUUUGCAAACCAAUUCAAACAGCUUACCUCACUCAGGUUUUCUUAUUGAUAAUUGUGAUGAAGUCGAAGAAUUAUUACCAUUUUCUUCUCCAUUUCGUCUUCCUCUUGUGCCUCCUGCAUCAGCUGAAAAACCAACACAACUAAAUCAAAACGAUCUCAAUGAACAAUGUGCUAUGUUAGUCAAUGAACUAGAUGCUACUGAUGCUGAACAAAGAAAAGAACUAAAACGUCAAAAACGAUUACAUAAACGAUUUGAAAAGAAACAAAAACAAUCAAAUACUAAAAUUGACGAAAAACAAAUCAUCGAAUCUGAAUCAAUCUCAAAUGUUUAUAAUGAUAAUCAUCAAGAAUUACCAUCGGAUUGGGUUUUUGAAUGUGAUACAACAGGAAUUAAUCAAAUUUCGCUAUUAACAGAUAUAGUAAGAAGAGUAUCAACAACUAUGACCGAUGACGAUAAAAUAGCUAAAGUUAAUAUAAUUUUAAAAAAAAUAAAACAACAACAAAAACAAUUAAGAAAAUUAAGACAAUAUGUUAUAUCAAUGUUAGAUGAAGAACAAAGACAAAGUUCAACAAAUAUAAGACAACGACAUUCAAAUAUGAAUCAAGAUUUGCUCAUGACAUUUCUUAAUCAACCAAUUUUAUCUGGCUGCUGGUUAUGCUCAGGGAAGAAAUAUACUGAAGUAGCUACACAAUGCAAUAACUUUUGA
Molecule: messenger RNA, 1380 nt
Organism: Rotaria sp. Silwood1
Lineage: Eukaryota; Metazoa; Rotifera; Eurotatoria; Philodinida; Philodinidae
Source: the annotation of a GenBank genome assembly